Molecule: messenger RNA, 2317 nt
Organism: Oryza sativa Japonica Group (Japanese rice)
Lineage: Eukaryota; Viridiplantae; Streptophyta; Magnoliopsida; Poales; Poaceae
Source: RefSeq, a predicted model, not a curated record
CGGCGGCAAGGGCGUGCGCUCGGGGGCGGCAGCCGCGGCGAGGGCGGGCGGCGGCGAGGGCGUGCGCGCGGCAACGGCGUGCGGGCGACGGCGGCGGCUGCUGCUGCUGCUCCCGUGGCCGCUGGCUUCCACGCCGAGGCAUCGUCGUCAGCCCCCGCCUCCGCCUGCCCCCACCAUCGCUUUUGCUGCUACUGCUCCCGUGGCCGGCGACGACCCCAUCCUGCUCGACGUCGACGUCGGCGCCUACGGCGCCCUCCUCCCCGUCCCUUGUUCCAGGUCCUCCCCUGCACGAUAUUGCUGGAUGCAGAGGGUAUACAUGUCCCUAAAAAGUGAAGAUAAAACAGCAAUUGGGUUUGAAAGUGGGGGCGUAGAUGCAAUUGCCCCAAAAUUGUAACCAAAUCUUGAUGAAGGGAAGGGAAGGAGAAGGCGAGGUCAGAGAAUCCUAAACGUUCGCUGGUUCUUGGACGGUCAGUUUCACCCAAGUGCUUAACCUGCAGUCGAUGCACUCCUGAUCCAGGUCACACAUUCUAUCCGGUAUCCCGUCGACGACCGCCACACUUUGAGCCAGUGGUAGUUACGGCCGAGAAGCGCGCGGCCCUCCCCCUUUCUUCCCCGUUCGCCGAGACUCGUCGACGCUUCCCCGCCUCCUCCUCCCACCGAAGCGCGCGCCGCCUCGGCCAGAAAAGCUGGAGAUGCCACUGGCUUGCUGAUUGCAACUGUCAGUGUGGUGAUUGGACUACAUCAGUUGUGGGAAUUGAACUGGUCAAAUCUCAUACCAAUACAAUGCAAGGCAUUUUUGCAUGUGGUUCAAUUUCCUCGCCCCAUGGAUCAUGUUUUAGACCAGCUUGUCUUGCAGUGGAUGAUCUGAGGUUGUUUUACAAAAUAAAUUCAAUAACAUGUGGAGCGUACUCAUGGCGUUGGUGUGUGAAAAAACUACAUAUGAGGACCAAUAGAAGGCAAAUGGGUACUACAGUGAGAACUAACGCUAAAUGGCUAUUUGGAGGAGAUGACCGUAGCAGUAGUAAUGCAAGGCUGGAACGCAGUGAGUCUGCUAACGAAGACAUCUUAAUCUUCUACUUCCAAUUGGACCUACAAACCCGAAUACAGUAUGCAUUGAAUAUAGAGCAAUUUGAUGUGGCAAAACAAUUGAGGGAAAAACUCACAGAGAUUGAAACAGAGAUAAUUAGGCAACGUGAAGCUAAAAGAGGCUCAUCAAAGACUGAAGCUCAGGACAAAGCUAUAAACCUUUUACGCGUGCGUGCGGAUUUGCAAAAGGCUGUUGACAGUGAAAAUUAUGCUUUGGCAGCUGCACUGCGUGAUGAAAUUGCUAAACUUGAGACAGAGUCUCUGGCAGUCUCCGCUAAGGCCCUUGCAUAUCAAAAUGUGGAAUAUGCAUUUCGACUAGGGCAGAAAGUACGUCAUAAGGUACACGGAUAUAGAGCUGUGAUUUGUGGCAUGGAUCCUGUGUGCUGUGAAUCCAAGUCAUGGAUGGAGACAGCAAAUGUGGAAAACUUGUCCAAAGGACCGAAUCAACCUUUUUAUCAAGUCCUUGUUGAUGUAUAUGCUGAUCCAGAACUCCUUGUUGCAUAUGAAGAAGUUGCAGAAGAAAAUCUUGCAGAAGCUGAAAUAUCAGAGAAAGGAAGAUUUGAUCACCCCUAUAUUGAAUUUCUGUUUUUUGGCGAGGACACUGCUGGGGACUUCAUUCCUAUCAAGCAGCUUCGUGAGAAGUAUGAUCAGCCACGUUAUGAAGCUUCUGGGGAUGAAGAUGACGAUGAUGGCAGCACGGAUAGCUGAAAGGUAGGCAGCAAGAGUUGUUUUGAUGCCAUUUCCGAUGCCUUACCACCGACUGAAUUCCGAAAUGAUGAAGGAGCUUGUUACUAUCUGAUGUAACCACAGCGGGCUAAUGUCAGUGAAGACUGGUGACUGGGCUAACCCGGAACCUGAACAAUCCACAGCAAUCUGCAAUGAGGCAAUCUGCAUUUGAUAUACUGAUAUCUGACCUUGCAGAUUCACGAUUGAGGGUGACACCCAUAUAUAGUGGCCAAUCCAUGAAGCCCUUUACGUAUACGGUUCUAAAGAAGAUCCUUAUGGAUUUGCAAUCUGUACUUCCCCUAGUUCUUCUGUAACUGUGUUCCCUCUGAUGGGAAUUUUGUAGAUAAGCUGCAUUCGUCAAACCUGCAACUCUGCAGCUGGAGAGGAAGCAAAGGGUUGACGUACAUCUAUUGGAAAAUUGGAAUUUACUUCCGUGGAAAACUGGAAACCACAGAAUUUUCUACGCUCAGGGAAAAUAAGAAGGGAAGACCCCAAAAAAAAAAAA